AUGAUCAGAAAUUCUGUGACUUCACAAGUAUUCUGUAUGUUCCGAUAAAGAACCCAACAUAAUCAAAUACUUGACUUACUGCCUGAAAAUUAACAUUUGUAUACAGUACUGCGGAGUUUCAUUUGAGGCACAACAAUUCUAACAGGUAUUGUUUGAUCUGGACCCUCAGUUAAAAUUGUAAAAUUUCUGACAUUAUGCUCAAGUUCAUCCUUGGCAAAUUUGGCAACAUAGUUUCAUAAAUAAACUGCUUUUAUGAGCCAAAGUGUUUUUUUUUUAGCAUUUGCUUUCUGCCAUGGACAAGUUUUUAACUUGGAUACAUGUUAAUAAUGCAUUAUUAUAAACAGUUUCAAAAGUUGUGCACAGGCUUCCUCUUGAAUGGGCAUUAUGCUGUCAAAUUUUAACAUUUAAAUUUUAAUUAUCUCUUCCCCACCCCCUUUUAUGUAGUCUCCCAGACCAUGGACCUUUUGAGCAGGCAGCUGGAGAUCUGCAUUCAACUGAUUCUGGUAGCUGAUGCUGAAUUGCAGGCGAUCACUGUUUUGUCUCUUCCCAUUUCCUUGCUAUCUGUUCUGUACCUGUCUUUGUGGGACAGGAGAAGAGUCGGCAAGAUCUGCAUUGUUGUCUGCAGGAAUCCAGCUCAACUGCACAACCUGAAAAUGCUGCUGAGGCUGCAUCAUAAUGAAUUGGCCAUACCAUCUCACUGCAUAACCCUCUAUAGGAGUAGCUUUUCACAUUUCAGUUGGGGAAAUGACAAGAACUGAACACUUGUUUAAAACAUGCUCCAUCUACCUGGCUGUUGCACAACAUUUUUGUCCUUGAGUGAUUCCAGAGCAUUUAACACCUUGGUGACAGUCCCUGCGUUUGAGUCUGGCCUCUCCUUGACACUACCAUAUUAGAAGCAAAAGCUAAAUUGCAUUGCAUUGUAAGAUCUGACUAUCAAUACUGCUUAUUGGUUUAAUGGCCUUCAGUAGGGUGAUUACACAUGGUAUAGUCUACAGUUGUUGUGAUUCACCAAGGCAUUCUAUAUCCUUGAAUAAUGAUUGGGGAAAAGGCGUUUAUUUGUAAGGCAUGCCUACUUUUUCCAUCCUCCCAAAAAAUACUCAAGCUUGCUUCUUUGAAUCAUAAAAUAGCAAAACACAAGCUCUGACUGUCUAGUAGGCACUAGACUUGUGCACUACAUACCCACUAUUAGAAUACAACCUAUCAGUACCACUAUAAUUUAGUAGUUUCAAAAUUAAAUGGCUUUAAGCAAAGCACUGUGGGGCCAAUUAAGUACUUUAUCUGCACUGAUAUAAAAAAACCAAUAGCAUAUUUUUAUCAAUAGUGCUCUUGUUUUAUUAAAAAAAAACUUGAAAUACAGUCAAUGAAAGAGCACUUCACUCAACAGAACAUCAUUAAUUGUAAGAACUCUUAAGCGACCUGCUUGAAGCUGUUAAUACUGUUACAUAGUGGCAACAUAUGAGUGCCUUCUGAUGCAAAACUUACAGAUCUUUGCUAUUGCCAUUUUUAAUAAUUUCAACUGCCUGUCAAAAUAAAGGUUUCUGCAAUUUUGUUUUGCAGAAAUGUUUUGCAUUUUUUUUAUAGCGUAUCUGCCUCCUUUUUAAACUUUAUACCUUUAACCAGCGAGUUGUAAUUUGAAAACUAGUUUCCCAAGUGGACUCAGUCUAAGUUUGAAUGUAUGUUGUUAAUGCAGUUAGGACAGGAUGGAUUGUGACACUGCCCACACCUAUAUUCUGAAAUUGGCUGUUCAUAUUGCCAUUCAAUAAUUUGUUCCAAAUAUAGGUGUUAGAAUUUUGAGUAGGGUGGAGUUGGGGAGAAAAGUAAUAAUGCUUAACUUGGCUGCUGUGCUUUUAAUUUCUAAUAAAUGGCUGUAUCUGGGCAAUUUAACUGAAAUAUUCAAGUCCAGGAGGAAAACAAAGCUGCCUUACACAAAACAAUGUAUGUUGUACUCAGCUAGUAAUAAACAAGCCUAACCCUACCACACUUGUCAGAAGACUGUUCCCCUUGUUUUUCUAAUGCUGUUUCUGAUAUCACUUUGAGCUGGGAGGGAUCUGAUUUGUUGUAUCUGCUUAGUUUAGGCCUGUUAAAGAGAUUCCUAAACUAAUAGGUGAUACCUGAAUGUUUGAAUUUGAAAUGUGUAAGCAAUUGUGUUUAAAACAGUAGAGAAAUGCUAGAAAGCUUUAAUCUUACACUGGGCAUCUAGAAAGAGCAGGUGACCGGAGGCAGAAAAUGUGUUGUCAUUUGCUGUCCUUUACAAAUUGUGUUAAUCAUGUUAAAGUAUAAUUGUUGCAUUUUCAGAACUGGAUCAGUGAUUUUUCUACCGAUUGGGAGGGUAGUGUGGGAUGGUAGGGAAGAACUGAAUGAAUAAGUCAUGUCUUGUAAGGCAACCUUCAGGAAUUGUAAAUUUAAAUGUGUGCAAGUGAGUGCAGCAAGAUUACUGGACUAGGUUUGCAUACAUAUUGAUCCUAAUUAUAAAUAAAGGCUGUAAUCUAAUAUUACUUAAUUAUUUUUGGUCAGAAGGAGAAUUUUAAAAAAAAAACUGACAUUUUCUAUUUUUUUUAUUUUUUUUAAAAGGUAAUUGAUACAAUUACACCCCUUUGAUACGAUGGGUUCAGGGCCUGUAGAUCCAAAAGAGCUUCUGAUAGGGUUGGACUGCCUACUUGGUAAAGAUGGGGAAAUUAAAAGUGGUGAUGGUGUCAUUAGAAUAUACAGGUUAAUGAAAGAUGCAAAAAAGUUAGUGAGCAGAUGCAUGUACUUGAACAUUUUGCUGCAGACCAGAUCGGAGGAUAUCUUGAACCAGUUCAUUAAUGUUGGUGGUUACAAGCUGCUGAAUAACUGGCUGGCUUAUUCCAAAUCUACUAGCAACGUACCAUUGUUACAACAGAUUCUGCUGGCAUUGCAACUGCUGCCACUCACUGUGGACCAUCUAAAACAAAAUAACACAGCCAAGAUAGUGAAACAGUUGAGCAAGAGCUUUGAUGAUGAAGAACUCAGGAAGUUAGCACAAGUUCUGGUCAACCAUUGGAUGACUGUAAUUCGUUCUCAGAGCACAGGUCCUGGCGCACAAGAUAAACAGCCAGAGAGAAAGAGGCGGAAAGAUGAAAAGAAAGAUGAAAGCAAGAUUCGAGCACCAGUUUCUGAGCGAGUCCCAGAUCCCAAAUCAGACCUCCGAGUGGAGACGAAGGAAGAGGAAUCAUUGGAGAAGAAACGUGAGAAACCCAAGUCGUUACGGACAACUGCACCCAGUCACGCCAAGUUCAGAUCAACAGGCCUGGAGAUGGAGGCUCCCGUUCCACCAAAGAAGAGUUCUUCUGGCCCGGUAAUUUCCGACAAGUACAACAUCAAGCCAGCGCCUCUGAAGAGACCAAGCUCAUCUCUGACAAGUAGCUCUGCACCACACAUGGAGAAGAAAUACAAACCGCUCAAUGUGACACCCAACACUACUAAGGAAAUUAAAGUUAAAAUAAUUCCUCCCCAGCCUAUUGAAAGUACUGGUUUUCUAGAGGCACUCAACUCUGCCCCAGUACAUGGAUUAAAAAUCAAGAAGAAGAAGAAGAUCACUUCCCCAACUAGCGUCAAGUCCAAUCCUUUUGAUCAAAAAUCCAGUCCUGAACAGAUCAGCACCAAGCCUGCUUCUCCAGAAGUUGCUAUCACUGAGCCCAUGGAAGUGGAGAGACCUAGUACACCUGUGCCACUGGAAGAGGUGUCUGAGCCUAUGGAGAUGGCUGUUGAAGAGGAUAUGACGGUGGCUGCAGCUGCGACAGUGGCUGAACCUUCUCCACCAGAAACAGUGCCAGAAGCAGCCAAGCUGACAAGAAAGGGAAAGAAAAGGAAGACUGUGUCAUGGCGUGAAGAAUCCAAGCUACGAGAGUAUUUCUACUUUGAACUGGAUGAAACUGAGAGAGUUAAUGUGAACAAGAUUAAAGACUUUGGUGAAGCUGCCAAGCGAGAAAUGAUGAUGGAUCGGCAGGCAUUUGAGACUGCUCGCAGGUUAAGCCAUGAUACAAUGGAGGAGAAGAUCCCUUGGACGUGCCCUGUUUUAAUCGAUUUGGGUCCGCAGUUAGCAGAGAGGGGCAGUAGCAGUCAGGAGAAGUACAUUCAAGAAGAGCGAGAGAAAGGGAUUCUACAGGAAAUCUUCCUCUCCAAAGACUGUGUUCCAGAGAGUCCUCAUGAGCCUGAUGCUGAAUCUUAUGAAACUAUUCCACCCAAGAUCAUUCCUUUGGAUGAUGAGAAUGGCAUAGAGGACACCACAUAUGAGGAACCAAUGAAAACAGUCGCGGCUUCUCAGUCUCCUGAUGGUUCAGGAAGCUCCAAGCUGCCUCCAGUGCUGGCCAACUUGAUGGGCAGUAUGGGCAUAGUGAAGAACCAGCAAUCUGGAUCAAAUGCCAACACGGGCAUCAAUGUCCAGGAGUUACUCACCUCCCUUAUGAGCAAUCAAAAGCCCAUUGACGAGUUAGUCAAACAGCCAGAGUUCUCUGAUAAAAUCAAACAGCUGCUUGGACCACUGCAGAACCAAGCCCCACCAGGUCAGCGAAUGGCUGCCCCACCACCACCGGUGAAUGGCUAUCCUCCCAGCCAGAAUAACAUGCCUCACUUCCAUCCUAGUGGCCCUGCAGGACCAGGGGGACCUUUCCCAGCUCCCCAUGGCCCUGGUGGCCCGAGAAUGAUGGGCCCACCUCAUCAUCAAAGGGAUGGCUACUGGGACCAGCCAAACGACAACAUGAGGGGCAACCCACAUGGCAUGCGUGGAGGUCCCUACCAGCGAGGUCGGGGACGUAGUGGUGACCAGAAUUUCCGAGGUCGCAGUGGACGGGGCCACCCCCAUGGAGGAGGAAGGGGAGGACAUGGCAACCACGGGGGAGGAAUGGGUGGCAACCAUGGUGGAGAUAUGUCAAACAGACCCAUGUGUCGGCAUUUCAUGAUGAAAGGCAGUUGCCGUUACGAGAGCAACUGUGCCUUCUACCACCCUGGGGUGAAUGGCCCCCCGUUGCCGUGAAAUUCAACACGAUCCAGUUUUAAGAAGUAACAGAGGAAAAUUAGCGUCGGCUGAAGAGUGCGAAAAUAUGGUCUGGCUGGGUCAGACACUAGUUCCUUUGGAGACUCCUGACAUCCCAGAGUGAGCAGGCCUCCCUCUAUCCUGUGGAAAGUUUGAACAGUUUUCACUGCUGUAUUACAGACGAGCAGGACCCUGCCUGGGUCUCCCAUCACGGUCUAUGUAGGCUUCUAAAUAAUGGAACUGAAAGGACAUAAGGCUUGGGGUUUAGACCACUACAUUAUUGUUGCUGUUGCUCAGAUACUGGAUCCAACUCCCAGUUUGUCCCUGUCCUUUUUCUCCCUAACCCCCCAUGCCCCUGAACCCUUUUUUUUUGUGUUUGCCUCUGUGAGGCUUAUUAAGGCAGCCUGAGAUGCAGAUGAACUUUGAAGAGGAGAAAAAGAACUGCUUAUUCUCAACAAGGUUGCAUGUUAUUCUUCUGCCAGGAUGAAAAAUAAACAAGACUGCCCUCUUCCCAUUUAGUCAUUGUGACACGUGAUGAAGGGCAGAGGGUGGGUUGGGGUGAUGAGCAGCUUGUGCGUGGCCUGCUGAAGAAUUGGGAAAUGCCUUCCCACCCUCUUUUAGUCUGCUGGUCUGUUAUAUUGGAAACGAACAGCGCAGAGAGGACAUCCAUAUAUCCGACUAGGUAACUACUGAACACUUCUACCUCUGCAUUUUUAAAAUAAAAAAGCGGUCAACUAUUUCAAUACUGCAUUCAACACCCAGCUGAAUCCUCUCUCCCUGUAUCAUGUCAAGACUCCUUUUCCAAUGAAGGAGAAAAUAUACUGAAAUUGGAGCUUACUUUCAACCAGUGUUUUCCAGAGAUCUGUUGUGAAAAUUCCCCUGAUUCAUUUCCCUCUUAGCUCCUAGCUUCCUGUUUCCUUUUUAUACCUCCCCUACACACAUCAACUUUCCAUAGCAGAAGUCCUGACCACCUUUCAGUUGCCCUUUCAGUGUGCAGUAACUGAAUUUUUCUCAAACUAUUUUUGUAAAUAUCUAUUUUGUAAUAAAUGCUCUGCAUUUAGCUGAUCGGAUUGGGGUGGGGGGGAAUCAGUGUUGUAUUUUUAGUGGGUAAUGUCUCUGACUCUUCCCUUGGCCAAGCAUGUAGUUUACGUCAAUCCCAAGUAACUGCUUGCAGCAUUCUUCCCACUUGCCCCUCCCUCACUUAAAGUAGCUCAUCAAACCCGGGAUAUAUUUCCCAUUCAACCUGUAUCAAUUGCACGCCACCUAGUAUGGCAGAAUACAUUCACCAGAGUACAGUGGACAUUUUUCCUUACAUUGUCCAAUUUGAAGUUCCUGACUGUGGUUAUGGUAUAAAUCUUUUAGCAUUUCUUAAGGAAGUGAUAAUCUAGGCAUGUUACUGGAAAUUUUGUACAGGGAGCUGACCAUUCAGAAACCAGUUUCAUGCCCGUUGGCAAAACUGUCCCGUACACCUUUAGAGUAUUAAGGAAACCCAGCUUAAUCAUAACUGCCUGAACUACAAGGGGUUUCAGAGUUUAAGCUGAAUUUUGAAGGACAAUGUAGGGUGAUUAAGUAGAUAAGAGCCUAGUACAAAUUGUCAGUUGCUUAACACUGAAGUAAAGCAUUGUAAUUUAUAAUUAAGACAACCUUCAAUUGCGUAACUUCGGUUCAGUCUUUGCUGUUCCCCUUUUUCUGAUUUUUUGCACUUAUAAGAAAAAUGUUGAAGGGUUCAUUUCUGUUUUUUUUGUACACUUGAGAGCCACAAAGGAAACAUCCAUAUCAGUAUCCAAUUGCUUGCUAAUGGAUGUGAAAAUUGUUGAUAUCUAGCUUGGUGCUCAGUUUCAUUCCAAGCCUGAACCUCUGAUAGUUUAGUGGUGAUAGGGAGGGAGGAGCUACUUUCCUGGCCCACUGAACAUACUUGUGUUCCUGUGAAGAUUAUUUUCCCAAAUAGUUUGAGUGAGGAACUGUACAGCCAUUUUUUUUGCUUAAUUAGGGCCCACAGCACUUUGUCUGAUUUAAAUUUUUUCUGGCUUUAACAGAUGUUUGUGAAUUGAAGCCCUGGCCUGAAAUAAAAGUUAUAUUACUUGCUUCAAGUAAAAUCAAGGAAAAUCCAGAGCAUUUGAGUAAUUCACAACUGUCAUUUGCCACAGUUAGAAGUAGUGUUUUUAAUGAAGGUUCGAAGGCAGGACCUAAAUUGACACCGUGAUUAAAAUAUGAUGCAGCUGUUAGGAGGGAGCAAGUGGCAGGAAAAUGGGAAAUGUGAAACGUUACUUGGAAAUCAGUAUUGUUGAGGAUUAACCAUUCCGAUCUUCCCUCGGAGUGGGAAGUUAUUACGUUGUAAGAAUGCAUCGGAUCAGCUGAGCUUCCCCUCCCCUGACCCCCAUAUAAAUUCUACAUUGCACUAACAGUACUGUUGUACAUAAACAAAACAAGGACAAUUUAAUGAUCUCUGGAACAGGGCAGUUACUUUAUAUUUUCUUUGAGAUACUUUGUUUAAUUUUACAGAUGUAUAUGUUCAUUUUGUCAAGUUUGUUCCUUUUUUAUAUAUAUAUAUAUAUAUUAAAAAAACCCAUCAGAAUUGAUGUGGUGAUAAUGGCUGCUACUGAUCAUUUUACAGCUCAACUCUUUUUUUGAACAAUGGAUAUUGUACAGUUAUGUUCCUGUGCUUAUUAAGAAAAGAAUAAGUAACUGGGACUUUUUUUUUAACAAACCAAUAAAGUAUUUUGAAAAUAGUCUGUGCCUGUGCAUGUGUGCACCUAUGAAGGUUUGUGUAUUCAGGGAUCUUUGCUUCCUACAAGCAUACACAACUAACGUGAUUUUUACUUUCUGUGAAAACUGUUGCUUAUCUCUCAUUUUAGAGACUUAUCGUUGGGAUAAUCUUUCCCUGUAAUCUGUCCUAUUUUUUGUAUGAUAUUCCUUUUUCUAUUUUGAUAAUAAAACAUUGCUAAAACA
Rhincodon typus (whale shark) is the source of this 7942-nucleotide messenger RNA. RefSeq names its product protein phosphatase 1, regulatory subunit 10 (gene ppp1r10). The transcript is spliced from 18 exons. The record is from RefSeq and is a predicted model, not a curated record. Gene Ontology annotation, molecular function: metal ion binding. NCBI's taxonomy places the organism in Eukaryota, Metazoa, Chordata, Chondrichthyes, Orectolobiformes, Rhincodontidae. The coding region runs from base 2603 to 4993 and encodes 796 amino acids. Gene Ontology annotation, cellular component: nucleus.